Messenger RNA from Pistacia vera, 1763 nucleotides. Its product is annotated as sugar carrier protein C-like. NCBI's taxonomy places the organism in Eukaryota, Viridiplantae, Streptophyta, Magnoliopsida, Sapindales, Anacardiaceae. Gene Ontology annotation, biological process: monosaccharide transmembrane transport. Gene Ontology annotation, cellular component: membrane. Gene Ontology annotation, molecular function: monosaccharide transmembrane transporter activity. The record is from RefSeq and is a predicted model, not a curated record.
ACCAAUAACUCAUUCAACUCUUACCAAAACACUGUUUACUUCUCUCUUUUUCUUACGUAUAUUUAUUUAGCUUUUCUCAUCACACUUAAUUCAUCAUCCUUUUCUGUUUCUUCCCCUUCAAUUUCCAUAACAAUGGCAGGAGGUUUCGGCAUUGAAGCCAGUAAGGCUGACAAAAUAUACCCCGGCCACCUCACUCUUUACGUAAUGGUAACUUGUAUUGCUGCGGCUUUCGGUGGCUUGAUCUUCGGAUAUGAUAUUGGUAUCUCUGGUGGGGUGACGUCUAUGGCUCCCUUUUUGCAAAAGUUUUUCCCGUCUGUGUAUCAUAAGGAGGCCAUAGAUAAAUCAACCAAUCAAUACUGUAAGUUCAAUGAUGUGAACUUGACGAUGUUUACUUCUUCUUUGUACUUGGCUGCGCUUGUUGCAUCCUUUUUUGCAUCAUGGGUGACGAGAACAUUGGGGAGAAGGAUGUCUAUGCUUCUUGGCGGUUUGAUCUUUUUCUUUGGAGCUCUUCUCAAUGCUUUUGCUCAAGCUAUCUGGAUGCUAAUCGUUGGUAGGCUUUUGUUGGGUUUUGGCGUUGGUUUCUCCAUUCAGGCAGUACCAUUAUACGUAUCAGAAAUGGCUCCAUACAAGCAUCGCGGUUCUCUAAAUGUUGUCUUCCAGUUAGCCAUCACAAUCGGCAUAUUCGCUGCCAAUUUGGUUAACUAUUUCACUCCCAGAAUCAAAGACGGCCAAGGAUGGCGCUACAGUCUUGGCGGUGCCAUGGUUCCUGCCGCAUUCAUCUUCGUCUCUGCAUUAUUUCUCCCCAACUCCCCAAACUCCAUGUUGGAACAAGGUGAUAAAGAAAAAGCCCGAGCCAUGCUUAAGCGUAUCCGCGGCGUCACCGACAAGGAAGUCGAGGCGGAGUUUAAUGAUAUAUUGGCCGCCAGUGAAGCAUCAAAGCAAGUGAAACAUCCAUGGAGGAACCUUCUAAAGAGACAGUAUAGACCACAGUUGAUCUUGGCUGUUCUCCUUCCUUUCUUUCAACAAAUAACUGGAAUCAAUGUCGUCAUGUUUUAUGCUCCUGUGCUGUUCAAAACCAUCGGUUUCGGAGACAAUGCUUCACUCGGAUCUGCGCUCAUUACUGGUAUUAUCAACAUGUUGGCAACGCUUGUUUCAGUAUGGGGCAGAAGGGCUUUGUUCCUUGAAGGCGGAAUUCAACUGUUCAUAUUCCAGGUUCUGGUAUCAGUUUUUAUCGGAUGGAAAUUUGGAGUAUCUGGAAACGUAACCGAGUUGCCGAAAUGGUACGCAAUUCUUGUAGUGCUCUUCAUCUGCUGCUACGUUGCUGCAUUUGCAUGGUCAUGGGGACCUCUGGGGUGGCUAGUGCCGAGUGAAAUAUUUCCUCUGGAGAUUCGAUCAGCUGGACAAACCGUUGUUGUCACCGUAAACAUGUUGAUGACAUUCCUAAUCGCUCAAUUAUUCCUCAACAUGCUCUGCCAUAUGAAGUUUGGGUUGUUCAUCUUCUUUUCAUUUUUUGUUGCCGUCAUGACCGUCUUCAUCUACUACUUCUUGCCGGAGACCAAGAACAUUCCCAUUGAAGAGAUGCAACAUGUUUGGAGACAACACUGGUUUUGGAAGAGAUUCAUUCCCGAUGAACGUCCUCAAGUUUAAUUAAUUUAGUUUUAUUUUCUUAAUUUUUCUAGUUAAUUUCUUCGUUAAUUAUCUUUGGGUAACAUUGCCCUUUAACAAAGUAUACACUGAUUAUUGCUGCGCAUUAUUUCAUUAAU